Cladocopium goreaui is the source of this 9612-nucleotide messenger RNA. NCBI's taxonomy places the organism in Eukaryota, Dinophyceae, Suessiales, Symbiodiniaceae. The record is from the annotation of a GenBank genome assembly.
AUGGGAGAUCAGAGAAAAUCCCUCGAUGCCAGAGCUGGCACACUGAAGUCUGUGCUGAGAGCGGCUUACUUACUCAGAUGCCAUUCCGUGCUGCUUGAAUGUGUAGUAGGAGCUCGUCAGGACAAGAAGGUCCUCAAGCAGCUUAGACAGUGGUGCCAAGUGACCCGUUUCAAUGCCAGAGAGAUCACCUUGGACCUCAACCAGAUCUGGUGUACCAACCGAAAACGCUGGUGGUGCUUGCUGACUUUUCCUGGGUCUGCUCCACCAACGCUUGAGCCUUUUCCAGUUUUUCCGGACCUCAUUCGUGUAGGGGACAUCCUGCCUUGUUUUCCGGUGUGGCCAGAGGACCAACAACACCAAUUGGAAGUUGGUUUGUAUGAGUAUCGGAAGUUCGAAGAAUGUGGGGGCAUUAACCAAAACCUCAUUAACUUGGAGGGUCAAUUGAAAACUUCUCUUCAUGGAUGGGGAAACCAACUUGACCCAUGCCCAUGUGGUUGCCGUCAAUUUGCCAUGAGUUUGACACGUCUCCAGAAACGAGGAAUGCAUGGAGCCUUGAUCCCACUCGGAGGGGUCCUUACUUCAGGUGAUUUGCAGGUGCCCAGGAUGCGUCACAUUCACCCUUGGGAACUCAGCCUUUUGCAGGGUCUUGCACCAAACAGGCCGUGGAUGCCACACCUCAAGUUAGCGUUGUCAGGUCUAGGACAGAUGGCUUCACCAUUUCAAUCUGGAUGGAUUGUUGCUCAACUUCAUUUUGCCAAUUCCGACCGGUCAUGUGGUUUGGAGAUCAUGACACCAGAACGGAUCCUAUGGCAGAUGAUGGAGUCGGUUUUUCAUGAUCGUGAAGCAAUGUUUCCAGGGAUUAGCCAAACUCCACGAGUGCAAAAAACAACUGACAUGAUCCAAAAGGUUUUGAUGGCAGCAUCCGACACCCGCAUCGUGCCCAGGCAACUUCCUGACGCCGAGAGCAUUGCCAGCACUCUCCAGGACUCAUUUGACCAUCUGGACAACAUUGAAACACCCAGGGACUCCAAAAUUGAACCCAAACAAGAUGGUAUCAAAGAUGGAUUGAAACCACAAUCUUUGUCGGCGGUUUUGACUCAGUUUUGUGCCCACAAAUCCCCCUGCAAAGAGGCUUUUCCUGUACCGGAGAUCCCACCACUUCGGGAGGAUCCUGCUUCUGAAGAGGAUUGGAAACAAUUUGAGUUGACUGAGCCCAAAGAAACAGUUUUGUCACCAAAAGCGAUUUCUAGCUGGCAAUCAACAGGAGGUAUUCCAGGUUUCCAGGUUGGGUCUCCCAAAACCCCCAAACCGUCUGUUUCUUUGACUGCCACAUGGCCAGUUGAGAGCCAACCCACUUUGUUGCCAGGUGCCAAGGUCCUUUCACUGAGGCAUGAAGACUCUAAGAACGGGUCCACUGGUGAAGCCUUCACCAACCCUGAUCCCUCCAAAGGAGCAACUGGCUCUCACAUCCGUGCAUCCGAGGCAGGGAAAAUGAUUGUACAGAAGGGUUUUGACCACUCCUCAGGAGUUUCAUCCGAGGGGGCAUCAGACUCCCACAUCCGUGCAUCCGAGGCGGGGAACACGACUGUACAGAAGGGUUUGGACCAUUCCUUAGGAGUUGCAUCCGAGGGGGCAUCCGAUCUCCAAAUCCGUGCAUCCGAGGCGGGGAACAUUGAUGUACAGAAGGGUUUAACCAAUUCUUUUGGAGUUGUAGCCGAGGGAGCCCCUGACUCCCACAUUCGUGCAUCCGAGGCGGGGAACAUGUUUGUGCAGAAGGGUUCGACUUUUGAGGUUAGGCCUCCUUCCAAGGGAGCUCCUGCUCCUCACAUCGGUGCAUUCGAGGCAGGGUCCAUGACCACUGACGUUGGUGGAAUUGCCGGCAAACAGGCUUCUGAGACAGCGGCCUUUGCCAACAUCCGGACACCCAAAGCCAUUGACCCUAUCGGCACUAACCCAUUUAGAGGUAAUUCGUGCAGAACAGUGGAAGGGCAGCCCAAAGUGGCCACCCCUAUGCCUUGCCAUGCAAUAGACACCACUCCCUCUGCCCCUGCAGCCGCAGGUGACCUGUGUCCUCCUGACACUGCUGUAGAUAGCCGGGAAUUAAUGGAUUCACAUCAUGGUUGCACAAGCGAAGCGCUUACCUCCGGUUGUACAGCUCUGCCAGUGAUCGAUUGUGAAACUCCCCAUGGGGAAUUGGACAAAAACCAGACAACCAGCCACCGGAUGGGACGGAAGGACCCACUCAUGCAUGAUGACAAGAAAGACAAAAGAAACAGCAUUCAACAGCCAGGGACCGGGACCCCAGGACCCGAGAACAUCGACAAACAGCCAAGGCCCAGGACCUCAGAACCUGAGAAGAUUCACAACCAGCCAGCGAGCAGGACGCCAGAACCUGACAAGAUUGAGGCGGAGGAGCCGCGAGAACUCCACCCUCCCAUGUCUGUUCAGGCCAUGCCUGCUGCGGCUUUCGUCCCUGCAGGCCCCUCCCCCCACCCGGAUGAUGAAAGUGUGGACCGUCCAGAGGCCACCAGAAAUUCAACACCUGAUUUGCACCAAGAUGCCCCUGCCAUGCAUCUUUGCACACUCCGAAUCGUUUACCCAGGUUCCAAGUGGCCCAUCAUUGUGAAGGCCCCCAUGGGUAUCACAGCGCACCAGCUGAUUCAAGCCGAAAGAUCGAUGGGCACUAUUGGCCAUUUUGCAAUUGCAUGUAACAACUUGGGACAUGCUCUUCCUCUUUUGGCCCAGAUUGAACCGUUCCAACAAGUGCACUUUCAUGAAAGGGCUCCCAGUAGCCCAUGCCCAAUUGAAUCCAAAGAUGCGAGAGGUUUCCAAUCCCCGACCCAAGAUGUUUAUUCCAGGCUUCAUUUGCUCUUUGAGCAGCACUCUCAUGUUGCGAUGGAUGAGAUGAACUUUUAUCUUCAACAGUUUGCGCCAGUUGCAGGCACCCAUGUUGAGCCGGUCAUUGGAAUCCCACCCAAGACAGGGUAUUGCCAGGCACUCAGAGUAAUCUCAAAUUGGAUUGGAUACAACCUGACCAAUUCAUAUGCAAGACAGCAGCCGAUUGCCACUGCAUGCCUUAUCUGCCAGCAUUGGAUCCCAUUCCUUUUCCGCACCCUUGACGGGAAAACGACCAUCCAAACCACACUUGAUGGAGGGGAAAUCAUUCGUGACAUCCGCAGUGCAGGAUCCGAUGACAUGGAACAUGGUGAUUUGGAGCAAAGCUGGCCAGCAUGGCUCAGUCAGGAGAUCAUGAUCCAAACCAGGGAGAUCGAACACAUCUUUGCAGGAGAUUGCGGUUUCCAGGCAGCGGUGUGGACGUGCAACCACUCCUGCAGUGAGAUUCCUUGUGCAGCCGUCACAGCAACCCAAGCUAGUGCCUGGAGGGACCAAUUCCAGAACCACCUCCUGCAGCAAGGGGGGGCUUGGACCUACAUCAGACCAGGGGAUCUUCUGUUGGGGGGAACCAAGAGUGGGGAUAACCUUGAAGCCCAACUUGCAGAGCUCCUUGGCACACAUGGAGUACCAAAGCCACUUGCUUCUGAGAGGGCCAAUGUAGUCUUGGCAAAGCUGGGACGACAAGGGAUCAUUGCAUCAAUGAGAGCACCCAACCCAUGGCGUGACUUGAAAGCCAAGGCGAAUGCACAGAUCCCCAAGGUUCAAUUGGUCCAUCCAACUGAACUUUCGGAAGCCAUUAAGACCAGAGCUGAAUCCGGUGUGCCCAUUGGGCAUAAAAAGAAGAAAACCUUCAAGGCCACCAAUCCACCGGUACGACUGCGACCGGAAGAUGUAGAGAUCCCCCCGGGAGUGUUCAGACAGGCCGACGGGGAACCCGUUCAACAGCUUUCCAUCCAGCAGAUUGGUCCUGAUGCCAAAGGAGUGAUCGUCACAGACAGCCAGACGGCAGCGCCGUUCUUGCAGAUGAAACAGCCGGUUUCCAAGCAGGGGUUAGCCCUCCUGGUGCUCGAUCAUGCAGCCGACCCAAUUCUGUGCAUUGGGGAAGUCAUGCGCUUUCCAGGACGCUGUGUCACAACAGCAGAACCAAUUAUCACUGCGGCCAGGCUUAUCCAGAUUGGAGCCAUCCCUGUUUCCAGGAAUGAACCAACGCACAAGUUGAAGGUGGAAGAGACUCCCAACCAAGUCCUCCGACUGCUUGCCUUUCGUGACUGUUGGGAAGGAGAAUGGACCCAGUUUACCAAGAACCCGGUUAAAUCCAUUCUUCACCACCUACCCGACCUUCAGAAGCAGGAAGCCAAGGAAAAUCCAAUCCUUGACCUUUGGGACCGACAGUUUGUCAAUCUCAAGUUGGAAAAAGCCUCGCCGACUUAUGCUCAACUCUUUAUUGUCACAAUUAGAGUUGCCCUGACUGACAUCAGACCCAUGCUUAAUCUCAGCGGCCGCAACGGGAUCUUCCUUGAGCCUCGCACUGAUGAUGGCCGAAAGCCAGACCCGGCUUACCGAGUCAUUUGGCUACCUAACAAGGACAAAGAAAGCCUCCAGGCACAUGUCCAGACUGCCACAGCAUGGAGCUGCCUUGCCAGAACAGGGACCCGAUUUGGGCUACGCACCACUGAAGAUCAUGCAGAGACACUUCACAACCAAUUCAAGCCGAACACACCCUGGAUUGAGUCCACAGCCUUGAUGAGCUAUACGGUUGGUCCUUUCCCACCAGGCUCCACCAGAGCAGCCAUCCUGAAGAUCUGCCGAGCAUGGGAUUGGAAUGCUAAGCCAGUACAACCAAAGGCCAGGUCGGCUGAUGGCAAGGGAGUACUCUGGCAACUGUUGGCAGCCACUGCCCCUGACAGUGAAGUUUACCAACUUGAUCAUGGUGACGUGUUGGUGACGUUGGACCCACCCAAGAAGCAGCAGGGCCCGCCCCAACCGAAAGAUUUGCAAGCCAGUGCCAAGACCCUAGCGGCCCUCUCCACCAAAGCCACUGUGAGCAAUCCUGACGAAGAUCCAUGGGCCCACUAUGACCCUUGGACAACACCGCCAAAAGCAGCCAAAACCAAUGCUAGACCUUCGGCCACCAAGAUGGACUUGGAAGCAUUGGAACAGCGCCUUGACCAAAAGCUCCUGAGUCACCAGACCAGAACAGAUGGUGACACAACAAUGACAGUGGAGGAUGAGAGGAUCAACCACCUCGAACUGCGCAUGCAAAGAUUGGAGAACAAUGUCCAGCAGCAUCACCAAGCUUAUUUGACCCAGCACAAUGAGGUUCAACAUCAACUGCAGCAGGUCCAAACACAAGUGGCAGAACAGGGGGCCACCUUCAACCACCUGUUGGACCAAAGAUUCACUCAGCAGCUUACUGAGAUCGAGAGAAUCAUGGCCAAGCGGCCGAAGACCAAUGAAUGCCAAUGGAUCCGAGGAGCCAUCACCUAUGGCUACGCCAAGGACAGCCACACACCAAAAGUCAUUGAAAGCACUUGUGACCUCUUGCAAGCCGUCACGAAGAGAAUCACAUUGCAGAGUCAUGGCCCCAGAUUCUUGCUGGGCGAUUUCAACCUGGAAGAACACCAAAUUGACCUUGCUGAACUUUGGAAUGACUAUGGCUUUGUCGAAGCACAAACAUUUGCUCACCACAUGUGGGGACAGAUUCCCACCAACACUUGCCAUCACAAAACACGGAAGGAUCACCUCUGGCUCUCCAGAGAAAUUUUGCCUUUUGUCCGCAAGGUUGUGGUGGAUGACACCUGGUUCAGUGACCACGCGUUGGUGUAUGCGGAAAUUGCACCCAUGGGCCCAAUGGAGCCUAUCCCAGUUUGGCGAAAACCCUUGGAUCUUCCAUGGGACAAAGUAGAAACUAACUUCCAGCCGGAAGCAUUGGCCCUUGACCCAUCCAAGCCAGAGACUUUCCUGGGAGAAUUUUGGCAACAGACAGAAAGGCAGAUUGAUGCACACCUCCGACAGGGAGGCCAGCAGGGGCUUACCCAGGCCCAUUUGGGCCGGGCAGCCACACAUGAAGUGGCGUGGAAGAAACAAGAGAUCCCCCCACUGAAGCGACCCAGGAAAUCCGAUUUUCAGGAACAAUUCAUAGGGGAGCACUGGCAGCACUACCACUGGACACGCCAACUCCGGAGAUUGCAGAGCUAUUGCCAAUUAGUUUUCCCGAAGCCAGGUAAGACCAUCAAUUUUGACCGACAGAUGGCCCUAUGGAGAUCAAUCCUGUGCUCCCAAGGCUUCACCAGAGGCUUCAGAAAAUUCUGGCCUGACAGACCAGUCAAAAUGGCAGGGGCCCCUGCAGCAAUUCCCCGUUGGCCGCCCAGCCACCAUGAUGCUUCUUUGAUUUUUGAAGGGUUCAAAACAGUUUUCAUGGAUUUUGAGGCCGCUCUCAUCAAAAGUCGCCGGGCAUCCGCCAAACUUGCCCGACUGAAAGAUCCUCACAAGAUCUACCAAGACACUGCCAAACCCCAGGCAAUGCCAGUUCACACGCUGCUGACAACGAAAGCAACUGAAGUCAUGGAAACCACAGAAGAAGGCAGAGCUUACUACACUCCAGGGGAAUUGGAUCCCAAUGAACCUGUCCAAGGGCCGAACGGCCCCCUCACCAUUGCCCACCACAGCCUGGGGCAAAUGCUGCUUGACCCAGUAGGGUUGAUUACGGCCAUCGAGAAACAUGCAGAAGCGACAACACCAUCGGAUUAUAGGCCGAUCUGUGUCCUCCCCAUGGCCUAUCGGAAUUGGGCCUCGAUUAGAACAAAACAGAUUCUUGCUUGGCUCAGCAAAUUUGCCCCGCCGGGGUUAAUCGGCAACAGAUCCCAUAAAGAAUGUGCCUACAUCUGGUGGUCGAUUGCAGCAGCAGUGGAACAGACCUGGUAUGAUGGGGACCAACUUUGUGGAGGGCUUUGUGACAUUGUCAAAUGCUACAACUGUCUCCCCAGAAUACCCAUUUUUGCCAUAGCCAAACACAUGCGGCUGCCGCCCACACUUCUGCAUGCCUGGUUCAGAGCAAUAACAGGCCUUGAGAGACGUUUUGUGAUCACCGGCGGUACCGGGCCAGCCAUGAGAUCCACCACAGGAUUCCCGGAGGGGGAUCCACUGAGCGUCUGCUCGAUGUUCUUAACCAAUUUGGCCCUGUUCGAAUGGGUUGGCCGAGCUGAACCAUCUGCCAGUUUGUGGACAUUCGUUGAUAAUUUAGAGACCACGAGCCACACGCCUGAAGCAGCUGCCAGCAGCUUAGAUGCCAUUGAGGCUUUUUGCAAUGCAUUGGAUGUACAGCUUGACACGGCGAAAACGGCAUUCUGGGCCACCAACUCAUCAGCCAGAGAACACCUCCGUCAGUCUGGUAGGAGGGUAGUCUUAGACACCAAAGACUUAGGUGCCCAAAUGACCUUUUGCAGACGUCAUACAAACAAAGUUGUUCGCAGCCGCGCGUAUGCACAGCCUGAGUUUUGGGCCAGACUUGCCAGGAGCUGCGCCCCCCAGCACCAGAAAGAGAUUUGCCUCCGAGUCUCAGCAUGGCCAAGAGCUCUCCAUGGUAUCAGCACGGUUAUUUUUGGCCAAGAACACAUCAGCAAAUUGAGGACCAAAGCGUUGCGGAGUUUUGGAUGGAAAAACAAAGGGAUGCACCCAAUGUUGCAACUUUCUUGCUUGUGCGAUAUCCGUAGUGAUCCAGGUUACUGGUGUUUGUGGCAAUCCAUUGUGGCCUUUCGUAGAUUUGCCGACAUUGUUUCUUCAUCGGAAACUCUGGAUUUUCUCAUCCUACACCCGGAGAAACGCAUUGAUCCAGGCCCCUGUGGGGUGCUAUUGCAAAGACUCCACGCCAUAGCCUGGGCGUGGGAAGGUCAGGGUUGGGUAAGAGACCACCAGGGUUUCCUGAUCCACCUUUGCGACUCUCCCCUCAACCUUUUGAAGCAACGGUUGCAGCACGGGUGGCAAAGCCUGGCCUGUGCUACGGCAGCAGAGAGGAAAUCCAUGUCUGGACUAGCCAAUGCUGAUGUUCUUUUUACGCUGGAAAAUUUUGCUCAGAAAGAUUCACAAAUGCAAGGGUUCAUUCGUUAUGCUUUAAAUGGAAGCUUUUACACCCGCGACAAACUGAUUCACAGUGGAGUCGUAGACACAACUACAUGUCCAUGGUGUGAUGCAGAAGACUCGGUGAGACACCGACACUGGGAGUGUUCUCACAAUGCUGACCUCAUCGCACAGAUCCCACACGAAGUCAGAGCCGAGAUUCACAACCUCCCACCUUGCACCAUGAAUCAUGGAUGGAUCUGUGAACCGGAAGAACUUGUGCAGUUUCGUAGAUCACUCAUGACACUGCCUGACCGCACCAGGAUUUUCUUCCCUGUUUCCUGUGAAUUCCCAGUUGCCCAUUUGUUCACAGAUGGUAGUGGAUGGUUUCCUAAACACCGUCAACUGAGGGUCGUCACAUGGGCAGUUGUCCUUGCCAGUUUGCCUGAUGAAGGUUUUGUGACGGUGGCUCAAGGUAUGGUCCAGGGUAUCUUGCAAACUGUUUUGAGAGCCGAAAUCACUGCGGCUAUCUCUGCACUCGAAUGGAUUUUGCAUGAAGGAAAACCUUCCAUCAUUUGGGUUGAUAAUUUGCAAGUCCAGAGGAACCUUGAGAAUUUUCGUUUAGGCCUGGUUGACUUAGGCAACAUGGACAAUGACCAUGACCUGUGGCUCAAAGCAGCCGCGCUUUGCCAAGAAGCGGUAGAGGCCCAGUUGCUCAUUAAAGUCGUCAAAGUUCACUCACACGAAGAUGGCUCACAGUAUGCAGACCCCAUUGAAAGAUGGGCAAUUGCUGGGAACGAUGCGGCCGACAAGGCAGCACAGGAAGCCCGCAGCUUGUUUCACCCAAGUUUUUGGCAGCUUUGGGAUAAGCUGCACAAAGCUUACAUUUCCAAGAAAGUUUUUCGAGACGCCAUUCACUGGUUGUUCACAGCAGUAGGUCAAAGGGCCCAACAGCUCAAAACGUUGUCAGUACCAGAAGCCGGACCGAAUGAAGCGCCACAGUCCCACAAGGAGGAGGAUGCAGCAUUGUGCAUUUUUGACCCGAUCCCUUGCUGGACCGACCGUGCGCAGCAUGUUAUUUUGGGAGGAUGUGGGGAACUUGUUUUGAAUUGGCUGCGCACAGUUGCAGUUGACAAUAGUGCCACACCUCAGUGGCUUUCGUCCUACCAGAUGCUGGCCCACCUCCAAUUGCAAACCGGCAGGUGGGGCCCCAUUUGUAUCAAGAAGGAAUGGAUGCCCGGUGAAGAUGGCCCUAUCAAUCACCAACAAUUCAACUUUUGCCAGCGUUCCACAUGGAUGAGUCACUACAUCCGCCGGCUGGGGACUGCAUUUGGCUUGGAUCUCAAGCCUACGAGGCGACGUCCCGCAGGAUCAAUGUUUCCUUUCUGGACCAGGUGCUACAAGAUUAAGAUCUCUAGCGCUGCCGUUGCUGGUUUGGACCGCGUUUUCAUGGAGAAAGUUGGUCGACCUAUUACGAAAGUGGGCACAGAUUUGGCAGGGGACGGCGAGAUGUCGCUGGAGACGAGCCGCUGCGGCUCCAGCGACAGCGCGGACUACCACGACGCGCUCGACGCGACGCCCGCGGCGCCCGCGGCGCCCGCGGGCGAUGGACGUGGCUUCGGUGGCCUCGGCGCGCGGCUGGGGCAAUUGGUUUCGCGAUGA